AUGCUCUCACUGUGUAAAACUGUGCCUGGACGGAAAAACAUUAGUAAAGAAGAUGCAAGCUGUGUCGUCGCUGAGGAAUUAAGGCAAGAUUGGAUCAGAAAAAAUGUCUACCCAGCAGAAGAAAGGUCAGUCAGCCGAACUAUUCUACGUGAUUAUAUAAUGUUCCGAGAUUUUAGAAAGGUGGAAAAUCGAUCUGAUAGAAAGAAGACACUGUCAGGGUUGGAAAAAGCUGGCAAAUUCAACAACCGCAUGAGAAAUCAGGCCUAUGAUAUAACGUCCAAAUCAAAUGAGUACGAUGGGCAGCUGGCUAAGGAAUACGGCGUGCGAAUGACGAUGGAAGACCAGGCAUUCUGGUAUGAUAACUGCUACGGCGACUAUGUAGUGACCUCAACAAGUAUCAUCCCGCGAAACUGGUCGAGGAAUAAAAAGAGGGUGUUAAACCGUGAAGAAGCGAUGAAUAUAAAACUAUCCAAAAUUAACGAAGCGGUUUCUGUUACAUAUUCAGGUGACAAUAGUGAAAUUCUAAUUCCUGAUGAUGAUGUUGAUAACGAUAAUGACGACGACAGUGAUUAUGAACAUUACAUGUCCGCAUCAGAUCUAAACAAAAACUGUGAUGAGUCUCAUGUGACCCAAUCUGUAGAAGAACCAAAUAGCAAAACCAAAAAACAGUUCCCAUCAAUUCAAAUCAGAUCCGGCCAUAAAACAAUUCACGAACCACUGAUGCGCUGUCUCGUCCACUGUAUCUCAAAGUAUAAGGUCACUACUAAUGACCUGAUGGGAAUCACUGUAUCGAUAGCCAACACGAUAUUUGAUCAAAACUGGGAGUUGGCCGGAGCAUCUAGCAACACUGAAGUGCCUGAAGACUUGAACGAUUGUGAAAGUGACUUUAGUGGGGAUGAAAUGGAUGAUCCCAAGAAGAAUCGUACAGCUCGUGAUCUCACCUUUGUAAUGCCUAGUAGAAAAUGCCUAUCAAACUAUGUUCAGGAUGCUUCGUGCCUGAACUUGGAGAUGGUUGCCCGACACCUACUGAACAAAGGCGAUGAUGUCAUCACCGUUGGGCUAGACGAUACAACAAAGGCAGCCGGACACAGAUUAUUCGACAUCAAAACUGACAGUAUCACAAUCACACAAGCCUCUGGCGAGAAAAGGUUGCUCACAACAGGUUACCUUGAAAACGCUUCACAUGCUGGCAAAGCAGGGGCAGAAGCUUACAACUUCAAACUACAGUGCCUCGCUAUAUUAGCUGGCUCAAGUGUUGAUGAAAUAAAAAGCAAUAUUGACUUCUGGAUGACGGACCGGGCAGCUGACUGCUCAAAGAUGUUGACUAUUCUCGGUAUUGAGCCAGCAAAGUUUCUGAAAUGCUGCGCCCAUCUACUUCUUUGUAUUGAUCACAGUAUCGACAAGACUUUCAGAGACACAGAACAGAUAACUGGCUUUGACAAACUGAUUAACGCAUCCAAGAUACUACACUCUACUUCAUACAGUCUCCAUACGCUCGGCUUGAUCGCACUGGCUAAACUGAUGUCACCUAGCCAUGCUUCUCAUUCUGUGUCCUUACACAACCAAUUCAAGGAAUGGCUCGCUGGACGAACAUCCCAACCGGUCCAAGAUGUGAAACAGUUGGAGAAAGACUUCUUGGCGACCGUGAAAAUGGCAAAACGGUUAGCACUACUGAAGAAAGAAGAGCUGAAAAAAAAACGAAACGAAAAAAAUGCUGAAGGUUUUGGAGUCAUGCAAGACACAUGGAGGACCAGUAACACCGACAACGAUAAACCUGCUUGA
This is a messenger RNA of Lottia gigantea (owl limpet), 1782 nucleotides long. RefSeq lists its product as hypothetical. Bases 1 to 1782 code for a protein of 593 amino acids. The transcript has a single exon. NCBI's taxonomy places the organism in Eukaryota, Metazoa, Mollusca, Gastropoda, Lottiidae. The record is from RefSeq and is a predicted model, not a curated record.